Molecule: messenger RNA, 1218 nt
Organism: Penicillium brevicompactum
Lineage: Eukaryota; Fungi; Ascomycota; Eurotiomycetes; Eurotiales; Aspergillaceae
Product: Zn(II)2Cys6 transcription factor domain-containing protein
Exons: 1
Coding region: 1-1218 (405 amino acids)
Biological process (GO): regulation of transcription by RNA polymerase II
Molecular function (GO): zinc ion binding; DNA-binding transcription activator activity, RNA polymerase II-specific
Source: RefSeq, a predicted model, not a curated record
AUGACUCCUGCACCGAGUCGACGCAAGCAUUUGAAGAGCCGUAACGGCUGUAUCCAGUGCAAGAAACGCAAGAUAAAAUGCGACGAAAAUGGCAAAGUUCCAUGCGCGCAGUGCGUGAAAAGUCGCCAUGACUGCUCCUUUGCUCCACCACAGCCUGUCAUUGAGCAAAGUUUUUCGCCUGGCAAUUUGCUGGACCUCAAACUAUUACACCACUACACGACCAAAACAGCGCAAACAUUAUCGGGUACCCCUGAUGCGCGAUUGUGUGUCUCCACCAGCCUCGUGGAGCUUGCUAUGCAGCAUGAAUAUUUGCUACAUUCCAUCUUAGCACUUUCUGCUUUUCAUGUUGUCAGCCAACGAGAACAUGGGAACUAUACACAGCCCCUGAUUGCCGACUUUCCACGGGAAGUUUAUCUUCAGGCAGCCUACAAGCACCAUGAGAGCGCCUUGAAGGGCUAUCGAUACAGUCUCUCCUCGGUAACUACGGCAAACUGUCAUGGUACUUUCGGAUGUUCAGUUUUGUUGUUCAUUACAACGUUUGCUCGACCAACAGAAUCUGCCGUGUCGCCAGGUCCAUCGAAGAACAACCAAAUCGAUGUGUGGCUAGGCUUUCACUUAUCAGAGUGGAUUAUUCUCAUCCGAGGUCUGCCAUCUAUCGUCGGAUACAGUGAAUUUCGAAUCGCCCUCUUCAACGGACCCCUCGCUCCAAUGAUGAGCGCAGGUGAUCGUGCACGGGACGAUACAAAUCCCAAUGAGCCACCACACAAAGAACUGGUUAUCUCUCAAGUUAAUCUACUUUGCGAGGGCAUUCGACAACACUCUUCGGACGAGAGAAACAUUCAAGUAUGUCUCUCGGCAAUCGAAACGCUCCACAAUGUCAUAACGGAGUUGCACCAUUCCCACGACCAUGCACUUGCGUUUAUUUGGCCAAUCAGAGUACCCCCUGGGUAUUUCGAGCUUCUUGAAGCAAAGGUACCAGAAGCUUUGUUGGUAUUUGCAUACUAUUGUGCCAUUCUUUACAUAAUGAGCUCUACUUGGUGGACCAAGGGCUGGCCUCGACCGAUGAUUGAAGCUGUCGCAGAGGUUCUUGAUCCUAAAUGGGGUCCAUUGCUUCACUGGCCUCUGAGUUUGGUUUUGCGUAGCCCAGCAAGCCUUGAAAACACGCUUUUAUCUCCUAUCUUACCUGCGCCAAUAGUAUAUCGCCCCAGGUCACUUUAA